UUACACUUGAAAACGCACAAUAUUACAGCCAUGGCUUCAAUAGGCCCACAAAUUCCCGUUCAUUUGCUAAACAAAGCAUCUUCCUCGUCGUCACACUCGUCUGGCAGCGAUGCAGAAGAGAUUGGCCCGGCUAUUCCAAAGUCUCUGGACACUAGCCUGAAUAAUGACGGUGAUGGGAGUUUCAGCAUCGGUAAGGAGGUCGCAGAUGGUGACAAGGGGCGAGAACAGGUCAGCGACGAGGACGAAGACGACUAUAUGCCCGCACUCCCGCCAGACCUUCUCGCAUCCCGCACAGCCGAGCCGUCAUCUUCAACAGCAACAUCCAAACGCACCGUCGGUCCCUCAUUACCGCCUUCGCAUCCUUCAUACUCCAUCCACCGCUCGCACGAACAAUCAUACACGCAAGAUUCUGAUUCUGACUCUGACAUCGGUCCUCGGCCGCUUCCCAGUACGUACGGCUCGGGGCACAGUAGCGUAGGUGACGGUGUGCGCGAAUUUAUUGAACGUGAAGAGCGACGCCGAAAGCUAGUCGAAGAAGCAAAGUUACCUAAGAAGUUGGAAAGAGAUGAAUGGAUGUUGGUACCUCCUACUAAGGGGGAUUUAUUAGGAUCGCUGGAUCCGACAAAGCUAAAAGCUCGUCAAUUUUCGAGAUCAACUGCGCCUUCACGUAAUGUCGACUCCUCACUCUGGACUGAGACGCCCGCAGAGCGGCAACAAAGACUAGCAGACGAAGUAUCUGGUAAAAAACGAAGGGCUGUAAACGCUGAUCCAGAUGAAGAUGACUUUGAUGAUAAGAGAGGAGGACAAGGGAAGGAAGAGAGGAAGAGGGAGAGGGAGCGAAAGAAGAGGAGGGAAGAGGAUAUUAGGAGAGGAGUGGACGAACACACAAGAAAAACUCGUGGUCCAUCACUUAUUGACCAGCACGCCACGCUGUCUUCUCAACCGGCAGCCUCAUCCAAAGACGAGCCCUCGUCUAUCUGGGAUCACACUCGUGACAUGUCUCUUUCUGGCAGAUUGAUGGACGACAGCGCUCGUGAUAAGUAUGUGAGAGAUGCGAGAACUUUGGGGGAUAGGUUUGGCACUGGACGGACAGGAGGUUUUCUGUGAACGCGUUGGCAUGCGGUGCUGAAGGCAAUGUAUGUCGUAAGGUUCGUCGCCAUCAUGUUCAGUCCGCAUCGUAUAAACCCGGCCGGACAAGUACACUCAAAUGUAUAUUCCUACAACUGUUGUCUUGUGUAUACGAGAUGUAUUCAUAGCAGGUCACCCGAGAGACGAGCGCCUGGGACCUCGUCCUUUCUAUCUAUCUAUGUCUAAACAGCACUUUUUCGGC
This is a messenger RNA of Serpula lacrymans var. lacrymans S7.9, 1330 nucleotides long. RefSeq lists its product as uncharacterized. The coding region runs from base 31 to 1107 and encodes 358 amino acids. The record is from RefSeq and is a predicted model, not a curated record. The transcript is spliced from 3 exons. Lineage: Eukaryota; Fungi; Basidiomycota; Agaricomycetes; Boletales; Serpulaceae.